Cynocephalus volans (Philippine flying lemur) is the source of this 669-nucleotide messenger RNA. RefSeq names its product von Willebrand factor C domain containing 2 like (gene VWC2L). The record is from RefSeq and is a predicted model, not a curated record. Gene Ontology annotation, molecular function: protein binding. The transcript is spliced from 3 exons. Lineage: Eukaryota; Metazoa; Chordata; Mammalia; Dermoptera; Cynocephalidae. Gene Ontology annotation, cellular component: AMPA glutamate receptor complex. Gene Ontology annotation, biological process: negative regulation of BMP signaling pathway. The coding region runs from base 1 to 669 and encodes 222 amino acids.
AUGGCUCUUCAUAUUCAUGAAGCUUGCAUACUGCUGUUGGUCAUCCCUGGAUUGGUCACCUCUGCUGCCAUCAGUCAUGAAGACUAUCCUGCUGAUGAAGGUGACCAGAUCUCCAGUAAUGACAAUCUGAUCUUUGAUGACUAUCGAGGGAAAGGGUGUGUGGAUGACAGCGGCUUUGUAUACAAGCUGGGAGAACGAUUUUUCCCAGGGCAUUCCAACUGUCCCUGUGUCUGUGCUCUAGAUGGACCUGUUUGUGACCAGCCAGAAUGCCCUAAAAUUCACCCAAAGUGUACUAAAGUGGAACACAAUGGAUGCUGUCCUGAGUGCAAAGAAGUGAAAAACUUUUGUGAAUAUCAUGGGAAAAAUUACAAAAUCUUGGAGGAAUUUAAGCCCUCUCCAUGUGAAUGGUGUCGCUGUGAGCCCAGCAAUGAAGUUCACUGUGUUGUAGCAGACUGCGCAGUUCCUGAAUGUGUCAACCCAGUCUAUGAACCAGAACAAUGUUGUCCUGUCUGCAAAAAUGGUCCAAACUGCUUUGCAGGAACUACAAUAAUUCCAGCUGGCAUUGAAGUGAAAGUGGACGAAUGUAACAUCUGUCACUGUCACAAUGGGGACUGGUGGAAGCCUGCUCAGUGUUCAAAACGUGAAUGCCAAGGCAAGCAGACUGUGUAG